UAAACCCUUAAUCAAAAACCCUCCCCAAAACAGAUUGAGAUGCAAAUUUUGAUGCUAAUCACUCAUUCAAUUCAAUAAUCAUUUCAAUCUAUUCAUCUCAGAUGGGGAUUCCGGCGUUUUACCGGUGGCUGAUCCAGAGAUUUCCGCGGUCAGUUGUUGACGUGUUGGAGGAUUCGUCGCCGGUAGUUAACGGAGAUAGGUUUCCCGUCGACAUCACGAGGUCGAACCCUAACGGAGUGGAGUUCGACAAUCUGUAUCUCGACAUGAACGGCAUUAUACAUCCGUGUUUUCACCCUAAAAACGGGUCUCCUCCGAAAUCUUACGAUAAAGUGUUUGCCGCGGUUUUCAAGUAUAUCGAUCGGAUUUUCGCACUGGUUAGGCCUCGCAAGGUUCUGUUCAUGGCCAUUGAUGGUGUUGCCUCGAGGGCCAAGAUGAAUCAGCAGCAAGCAAGACGUUUCAGAGUAGCUAAACAUGCAGCUGAUAUGGCUUCUCUAUUAGAGAAACAAGGAAGCGACCAUGCGGAGAAAGAUAAACCGGCAGAAAGUGAAGUGCUCGAUUCUAACUUAAUCACUCCGGGGACUGGAUUCAUGGAAGCACUUUCAUCCGCACUUCAAUAUUAUGUACUUUUAAGGAUCAACAAUGAUCCUGGUUGGAAGGGAGUCAAGGUAAUCCUUUCUGAUGCUACUGUACCUGGUGAGGGAGAACAUAAAGGGAGAACUAUGCCUGGUAAUUGAAGUUUCUCAAUGUAUGGGUACUCCGGGACUAUUUGGCAGAGAGCCUGAGAGUGCCAGAUCCAAUAGUGAAAUUCGAUCUUGAAAGAUUGAUAGAUGAUUUUGUUUUCAUGUGCCUAUUUUGUUGGAAAUGACUUUCUACCCCAUGUGCGAUCAUUGGAGAUAUCAGAGGGGGUUAUCGAUUUGCUCAUGUCUUUUUACAAAAAAGAGUUUGUCCGAAUGGGUGGCUAUCUCACUAAUGCUACUGAGGUAAAUUUGAAAGGUGUGGAACACUUUGUUCAGACACAUAGUUCUCAUGAGAUUGCAAUUUUAAAGAAACGACAGCAGGAACAAUUGGAACUGGGAGCAUCGCGCAAGACGUUUUCCUGCCAAAGUGAAUAAUAUACUAUAAUCUAACAACCGUCUAAAUUUUGAUCUUUAAAUUCCCAAUUUGUACUUCAUCUGGUUUAUUCUAAGACGAUACUUUGUUGACUUCUGAAUCAGUCCAAUUUGCAAUCUGAUGCUACAUUUGUUGCACACAAGGUAAAUCUAGGAGUGGACGGUUGGAAAGAGAGUAAAAUGAUGAUGACCGUGAGACAGUUAAAAAAGAUGCUGUAAGAAAGCCUAG
Molecule: messenger RNA, 1338 nt
Organism: Salvia hispanica
Lineage: Eukaryota; Viridiplantae; Streptophyta; Magnoliopsida; Lamiales; Lamiaceae
Product: 5'-3' exoribonuclease 2-like
Biological process (GO): nuclear-transcribed mRNA catabolic process
Cellular component (GO): nucleus
Molecular function (GO): RNA binding; 5'-3' RNA exonuclease activity
Source: RefSeq, a predicted model, not a curated record